This is a messenger RNA of Ipomoea triloba (trilobed morning glory), 900 nucleotides long. RefSeq names its product vacuolar iron transporter homolog 5-like. NCBI's taxonomy places the organism in Eukaryota, Viridiplantae, Streptophyta, Magnoliopsida, Solanales, Convolvulaceae. The coding region runs from base 14 to 790 and encodes 258 amino acids. The record is from RefSeq and is a predicted model, not a curated record. Gene Ontology annotation, molecular function: manganese ion transmembrane transporter activity; iron ion transmembrane transporter activity. Gene Ontology annotation, biological process: intracellular manganese ion homeostasis. Gene Ontology annotation, cellular component: membrane. The transcript has a single exon.
UUCUGCAUUAAACAUGGCGCCCUCAUCAUCAUCAUCAUCUCCUCAGUGUGCCGAGGAUGCGGAAAAUCCGGUAAAGCAGUUGCAGCGAGGUCAGUGGUUGCGCGCGGCCAUCCUCGGAGCUAACGACGGGUUGAUGUCCACUGCGUCGCUCAUGAUCGGCGUUGGCGCGGCGAAGGAGGAUCAACGGGACAUGAUCCUCGCCGGCCUCGCCGGCGCUCUCGCCGGCGCUUGCAGCAUGGCCGUCGGAGAGUUUGUUUCCGUGUCCACGCAGAGAGAUAUCGAGAAGUCAGUCCUCCGAAGCUGCAGUUUAGAAAAAGAAGAAGAUGGAGAUGGUAAAAUUAAGGUUGAGAUAGUUACCAAUUCUUACACACAAUCUGUCAUUCAGAAACCAACUGAACUAGAUUUUUAUCAGCAAUCUGUUAUUCAGAAACCAACUGAUGAGCGAAAUUCUUACACACAAUCUGUCAUUCAGAAAUCAACUGAGCUACCCAGAGCCCUGCCGAACCCUUAUAAGGCGGCGGGGGCAUCUGGGUUGGCUUUUCUGUGCGGAUCACUCCCACCUUUGCUCACAUCUAUGGUGGCAGCGCCCAACAAUAUAAGGAUCAUUAUGAUCGUGGCUUUGGCAUCCGUAGCGCUGGCCGUAUUCGGUGGAGCUGGAGCGUAUUUUGGCGGAUCGCCGGUGAGGAAGUCCGCCGGGAGAGUUCUGGUUGGAGGGUGGAUUUCCAUGGCCAUCACUUACGGAAUGCUAAGAUGUUUCGACAAAGAUUCUAAAGGUGAUGAUGAUGAUUAAAAAUUUAGCACAAUCACCCUAUGCUCUUUCUACUUCAUGUACAGUGUAUGAUCUGCAUAUUCUUGAGUGUCCUGUACCGUGCGUAUUCUCUUGGUGGACAACAUUGGGGA